AUGGAACCUUUAAUAUUGGCACCGGAUACUAAUAUUACACAACCUUCUCAACCUUGUUCUACACGUUCACGAGCUGGCUGUCGGCAAUGCCGUCAACGCAAGAAAAAAUGCAACGAGCAGCGUCCUUGCUGUUCUGCAUGUAUAGCAAGGAAUUUACCGUGUAAUUGGUCUCGGGAACCUCGUGGUCCUUCGGCUGCCCGCCGAGACUCUCGACAAAACAACGACUUCGCCCUGCCCCAAGCGAUGGGCCUCCUUGUAAGCGUUUUCGUCACACCAACAGCACCGGUUCAGGAGAGAUUAUUGUCCCAUUUCGAUGCUAACGGCCCUUUAUGGUUGACGUCGGUCGGGAACGCCGAUGGGAGUUCCAAGCUCGUCAUCCCAGUCGCCAUACGGUGUCCUGCGGUUCUCAAUUGUAUACUGGCCGUCGCCGCUGGAGAUCUGAGCAAAUACCAACCAGCCAGCUCUGAAAUGACUAGCUUGACCUGCGGGUUUUAUGGGCAAGCCGUAGCUGGUAUUCGAUCAUCAAUAAGCAGCCAAGCUUCCUCCUCUGGCUCUCAGAACGCGCAAACUCGCAGAGAGGAUCUUCUCUUAGCCAUUAUCCUACUUUGUGUCCAUGAAAUCGUCAACUUCUCUGCUCCAGCUAGAAUAAUCCCUCACUUAAACGCAGCGGCAGCUCUGUGUCACAACUGUAGUGAUGGCAGUACCGUUUUUGAUCCACAUCUACAGGGGCUAAUGUUCGAAGUCUUCUACUACAUCUUUACGUUGACGGCAUUUUCCCAUGGACACAGCUUACCUCUACAGGUAACCUCGAAGAUCUUUACUUCUCCACUCCUCUCAGAGGAUCACUGCCAGGGCAUGCUUUUGGGACUACGGUGCCGCAGGGUAUUCCGAGCCAUCCUACAGAUAUCGAUCCUCAAGAGCAGUGGCGACCAGGCUAUUGAAACAAAGUUGAAGAUUCUCGAGGCUCAACUCCAUGAGCAACCCAUAUAUUCCGGUCAAAACACCGAAAAUGACUACACAGACGAAUUAACAUCAGAGCUAUAUCGCCUUACAUGCCUGAUAUAUAUCAAGAAGACUUUAAAUCCCAGCCUGCCAGAUUCGUCCGCGGCAGUCCAAAACCUCAUAGAGCAGUUCAUCUCCAUACUGAACACACUACCCUUGGCAUCCCCAGCCAAUAAUAUCUUAUGCUGGCCCUUGUUCGUGGCCGGCAUGUCUUCAAUACUCCCGUACCAUCAGCGACUCAUUGUCGGCAGACUGAGGAGAAACUACAAUUCUUGGUGGAGGUCCGAUAUCUUGAGCAAGACGGCGGACUUUUUGUCGAGAAAUUGGAGGUACCAUAAUGCAGCCCGAGAGAGUGACACCACGACUUCGGAAGACGUCAACGGCCAUGGAUGGGUUGAAUAUGGGAGGCAAGGAUUUGAGCUCCCAUUCGUUCUUGUGUAG
Clonostachys byssicola is the source of this 1443-nucleotide messenger RNA. The record is from the annotation of a GenBank genome assembly. NCBI's taxonomy places the organism in Eukaryota, Fungi, Ascomycota, Sordariomycetes, Hypocreales, Bionectriaceae.